CCCUCUCUGUCUCUCCCCGUCAAAAUCUCCUCCUUUCUCCCCAAAAAAUCACAGAAAAAUUAAAAAAAAUCCAACCAAAAAAUGCAGUGCUCGAUCUCCACUCAAAACCCUAAUUCGAGCUGGCUCGAUCGCCUCCGAUCAUCCAGGGGCUUCCCCGUCUCCUCGGACCUCGAAAACCUCGACCAAUUCCUCUCCUCAAACCCUAACCCUAACCCUAAUCCCAUCCCAAAACCCCUCCCAAAGCCUCCCACUACUAACAAAGACCCUAACUUUUACAAUCUGAUGACCAAUGUCCUAUCCGAUCUCUUCAUCAUGGGCAACCCCCCGGGCCCCCAUCCCCAGAAAACCUCUCGAAAGCAGCCGAACCCUAGGAUUUGCAAUGGGGUUGGCGAGAAUCGGGAGGUGUCGCCGUCGAGUGUGAAUAAUAUUGUGGCGGUUGAAGGUUGAAGGGAAGAAGAGGAAGCUGAAGGUGAAGAAGAAGAGGGAGAGUGAGGGGCCGAAGGACUCAGAGCUGGUAGGGUUUUCGAGGACGGAGGUGACGGUGAUUGAUACGAGCUUGUCACCGGAGUGGAAGGUAGCCCGGGUUUUGUAUAGAAAAGGGUUGGUUUGGAAGGUGAGGGAGAAGAAAAUGGUGAGGAUUGGGAGGAAGAGGAGGAGGAAAUCGGCGGGGAGUGAGAAGGAGAGGAAGGCCGCGGAGUUGGAGAGACAGGGACUGGCAUUGUUGAACAAGGAAAGCACUCAAACUGACAAGAAAGAGGAUUCCAAAGUGAGCAGCAACCAGAUUCUCAUUCCAAGAAGGCCAAAGUUUUCAAGAUCUCCACGCCAUCCAGCAGCAAAAAGCUCUAAUGUUUUACGUUUAAAAAUCGUUAGCAAGAAAAAUGAAGCAAGCUGCUCAAAAGGUCUUCUUAAAGGAAAAUGUUGAUAGCUCAGAGAAUGCUCUAUUUUAUUAGUCCUUUGGAUGAACAUUUUGGAGAGAACCUUUCAUAUUCUGCUAACUUGAAGAAAUCAGAAUGCUGUAUGAAGGAUCUAGGUGUUAUUCCAUGAUCCUGUCAAUCUCAAACUCCCAUCAAUUCUCAAAAUCUCUAACUAGUGGGAAUUCAAGCAUUUCCUUCAAAAAAUCUUCAGCAUUGUAAAAUUAUUUGUGUAUCAUUUUUAUUCAUUUUUUUAAACAUCUGUAACUGUUUGCAAAAUAUAUAAUAGCUCUGAAAACCUAUUACUUUGUGUUCAAAUUUUAGAUUUGUAAUUUUUUUCAUUGUAAUGAGAAUCAGACUCAAUUUGAUGUAGAUUAA
Molecule: messenger RNA, 1289 nt
Organism: Asparagus officinalis (garden asparagus)
Lineage: Eukaryota; Viridiplantae; Streptophyta; Magnoliopsida; Asparagales; Asparagaceae
Exons: 3
Coding region: 629-922 (97 amino acids)
Source: RefSeq, a predicted model, not a curated record